AUAAAUCCCACACCUUCUUUUGUUCGUUUUAUUGAAAAGGAAGUGUCUUAAGUUAUAUACAAUGUUCUCUUUUGGCAUAGUAAAGUUUUUGUUGUAUAGGGUCAAGGUUUUACUCUAUGUUAAUUUUGUGUUGUUUAGUGUAUGUGAAGCAAAUGUUAAGCUCCCACAGAACGUGAUUUUUAAGGCAGUGUUUGCUUUUGGAGAUUCAAUUGUGGAUCAAGGAAAUAAUAACAAUGUAACGACGCUAAUAAAGUGUAAUUUUCAGCCUUAUGGUAAGGAUUUCAUGGGCGGAAUACCAACCGGAAGGUUCAGCAAUGGCAAGACACCGCCGGAUAUGAUGGCGGACGAACUAGGGAUAAAAAAUCUCAUACCGGCUUAUCUAGAUCCAAAUUUGAAAACUGAAGAUCUAAAAACUGGAGUAAGCUUUGCAUCAGGAGGUUGUGGAUAUGAUCCUCUAACAGCUACUCUCGUGGCAGCCAUACCCCUAGCAACACAAUUAACUCAGUUCAUAGAAUAUAUUGGGAAGUUGAAAGGUUUAGUUGGGGAAGAAGAAGCUAAUUAUAUUCUGAAAAAUAGCUUAUUUAUGGUGGUUGCUGGCACUGACGAUCUAGCCAAUACUUACUUCACUGCUGGAAUUCGCUUGAAGCAGGAUAUUAACUCAUAUACUGAUCUAAUGGUAGCCGAAGCUUCUAAAUUUCUCAAAGAAUUGUACAAGUUGGGAGCAAGAAAAUUUUGGAUUUUAGGAAUUCCAGCAAUAGGAUGUUUGCCAUCACAAAGAACACUUGCUGGAGGGCUUAAUAGAAUGUGUUCUCAAGAAUACAACCAAGCUGCACAAUUGGCCAACACCAAAUUCUCUAUUGCAAUUAAUUCAUUAUCCAAAAAAUUACCUCAAUCCAAGCUCGUCUUCAUCGAUAUAUAUAAUCCUUUACUUGGUCUCAUUUUUAAUCCCCAAAAAUAUGGAUUUGAAGAAGUAGAGAAAGGUUGCUGUGGCACAGGAACAAUAGAAGGGGCAAAACUAUGCAACAAAUUUAGUGGAACUUGUGAAGAUGAUACAAAGUAUUUGUUUUGGGAUAGUUAUCAUCCUACUGAGAAAGCUUACAAGGUUAUUGUUGAUCAGAUCAUCAAAAAAUAUAUCAACAACUUCUUGUAAAUGCAGGAAGUCCAUAUUAUCCAACAUUCGAGAAACACUCGAAUACGCUACUUAAAUCCUCGAAUCACGAAGAAUAAUUCAGAAAGAAAAAUCAAGAGACCAAACAGAAUUGUGCCCACAAAAAUUCAUCAAUAAAUUAUUAUUUUUUA
This is a messenger RNA of Nicotiana attenuata, 1299 nucleotides long. RefSeq names its product GDSL esterase/lipase EXL3-like. The coding region runs from base 62 to 1150 and encodes 362 amino acids. Gene Ontology annotation, molecular function: hydrolase activity, acting on ester bonds. The record is from RefSeq and is a predicted model, not a curated record. The transcript has 5 exons. NCBI's taxonomy places the organism in Eukaryota, Viridiplantae, Streptophyta, Magnoliopsida, Solanales, Solanaceae. Gene Ontology annotation, cellular component: extracellular region.